AUGUCGAACAAGCCGGUAAUCUGUUUUGAUAUAUCAAAAAAUGAAAGAUUUCAAAUAUUGGACAACUACAAAAUGCUGCACCGCAAGCUCAAGGUCAACUGGAAUGUGGAACAAAACGAUGCAGAACUCAGAAAGGAGCUGGCCCGGGUAAAAGUCUUUGUGCUGGCAGGACCCCAGGACCGCUUCACGGAGGACGUUGAGGUCCUCAAACAUUAUGUUGAGGUUCAAGGCGGCAGUUUGCUGGUCCUUCUUGGCGAAGGUGGGGAGGCGGAGUUCAACACCAAUGUGAACUUCUUUCUGGAGCAGUACGGGAUUUUCAUCAAUGGGGAUAAUGUUGCGACCUCAUACUACAAGAAUUUCCAUCCCAAAGAGUGCAUUGUGGGUGGCGGCGUUGUAUGCGAGUCCAUGUGGCGGCAUCUCCUCAAGCUGGAUAUCGAGAAAGUGGACUAUGAUUUUACCGAUGAGAAGUACAAGAUACAUUUCCAAUAUCCGUACGGCGCCACGUUGAACGUCUCGGAGCCAGCGAAUGUCCUUCUGACCACAGGCCCAGUGGUCUAUCCCUUCAAUCGUCCGUUGUGCGGUUACUAUACCAAUGGAAAGGGUGGAAAGAUCCUGGCUCUAGGUUCAGGCUACAUUUGGCACGAUAAAUAUCUUCAGGACAAGACCAACGACGCCAUUUGGGAGUAUAUGCUAAGGCUACUCGAUGGAGACGAGAUUAACUACACUCACUUGGACUUUAAUGAUGUGGAGCUCAGCGACAAUAAGCACUUUACGGAUCUGGCUUUUCUGGCCGAUAUGCCCAAGGCCUGUCUAAUAGACUCCAUUGGAUCGGAGAUGCCCACCGACUUCAAGCAAAUGUUCGACAUGAAUCUGUGUGCGCUGAGCAACAAUCUUCUAAAGGAUGUCAUUGAUGCUUAUGAGAAGUUGCACGUGAAGUACGAGCCACUGAGGAUCAUCAAGCCACAGUUUGAGAUCCCGCUACCGAAUCUCCAGCUGGCUACGUUUCCUCCAAUCUUUAGUGAGCCACCGGCUCCACCGCUGGAGCUGUACGACCUCGACGAGACCUUUAGCGGCGCCCGAUCUCAGCUGGCCCACAUGACGGGUCAGUGCCUGCAGGCACUCCAGUCCAAGGAGCCACAGCGGAGAGCUCUGAACCAGCGGGAGCUGGAGAACUACAUAAAGGAUGGCCAGAAUACGGCCAUUGUGGACGAGCGCAGGACAUGGCGCCCGGAGAUUCUCAACAUUGUGGCCCGCCAGAUUGUCAGCUACAGACCGUUUGCGGAGGACUAGGACGAUCCAAUUACCUGCUAAAACGACACAUUCCGCGCUACCGUUUU
Drosophila serrata is the source of this 1337-nucleotide messenger RNA. It is a transcript of the gene IFT52, whose product is annotated as intraflagellar transport 52. NCBI's taxonomy places the organism in Eukaryota, Metazoa, Arthropoda, Insecta, Diptera, Drosophilidae. Gene Ontology annotation, cellular component: intraciliary transport particle B; cilium; centriole. Gene Ontology annotation, biological process: cilium assembly; intraciliary transport. The record is from RefSeq and is a predicted model, not a curated record.